UCUAGUGAUAAAAAAAUCCAAUGAAAUACUUCAAGUGAUAAACUUCAAAAUUUUCGUAUUUUCAACGUCAAUUUUAUACACCUCGUAAAAUUUCCUCGCUAUAUAGCUUGAAUAAUGUGAAGAUAUGAAUUGUAGAGCAGAAAAAUUUGUUAACUGUGGGGCGAAACGUUGUAAAGGUGCGUACGGUAAUUUUUCAUCGAGUCAAAAUAAUUUGGACGAUUAUUUACAACUAAACGUACCGAAGAAAAAUCGAUCGCCCAACGCGAGUACGAACGAUUUGGACGAUUAUACGAAUCAAAAAUAUCAAACGAGCACAUUCAAAACCACCCGACGUACCUCCCAAAACGGUACUGAAGACCAACAACAAAAUUUUGUUGCCCAAAAUCGUGGGACAGAUCAAAUCAAAAACGUUUUUAUGGUUAAUCAGAACCUAAAAAUGACCGAAUCCGCCAUUUUGUCUACGUUACGUUCUGUAAGAGCUCCCAUCGUCAAUUAUCAAGAAACUCGCGGAGUUUCUAGAAAUGAGCAAAUAUCGUUUAUAAAUCUAAUCACUUCACUUUGUACGCAUGCGUAUACCGCGGCCAUUACCAUUCUAGUGAUGUUAUGGAACUUGGCUCCGUUAUUAGAUGGUUUCGUUUAUUUCGCUCGAUUCACCGUAGACAAACUUAUCGAUAUUUUCGAAACAGACGAUCCCAAAGAAAAAAUAAUAAAAACGGCUGUGUUUGCGGGAGAAAUAAUCAUUAUACUAUUUUUGAUAUUUCUAAUAAUCGGACUUAUAUUUAUGCCGGUUUAUGUACUCACGGCUAGAAUUAUAAGUAAGAUUUGGGGUAUGAUAGGCUGGUAGAUAUAUAUAAAAUAUAUUCUGUGAGAUU
This is a messenger RNA of Diorhabda carinulata, 872 nucleotides long. RefSeq lists its product as uncharacterized. Bases 125 to 844 code for a protein of 239 amino acids. The record is from RefSeq and is a predicted model, not a curated record. The transcript is spliced from 3 exons. Lineage: Eukaryota; Metazoa; Arthropoda; Insecta; Coleoptera; Chrysomelidae.